CUGGAAGCCUGGGGCAAACCCAGCUUGCAGCACAAGGGCAGUGUUGAGGAGCUGGUUGGACAUGCAGCUGGCUGUAAGAAGCUGCUGCAGCUCCUGAGAAGUCUCUCAUUUAAGAAAACAUUGGACUUUGGGUUUGUUUGAUCCUGCCAAGUGUUGUUAAUCCUAAUGGACAAAUAGGAAGCGUCAUCUCCUGCCUUAAAUACACCUGUGCUGUUGCCAGGCUGCAGGCUCUAGGAUUUGAGGGUUAAAAUGUAGCUGAAAAUAGCUGUAAAGGUACACAGUGGAGUUUGCACGGGAGGGAGCUGUGAGCAGCAAUGUGUGCUAAAGGUUCUGCUCUGCGCUUCAUGAGGUGAUGUCCAAAGUACACCGGAUUACUACAGCUUCCUGGUGGCUCAGCACAGCCAUAUCUCCUUGCCUCUCACAAAGGAAAAUGAAGGCACUGGACAACACCCACAGCGGGCCAGCAGAAGGUCUCUCCUUACCAGGUUGUCUGUCUUGAAGUUCCCCAUCUCAUGCCGCAAACAAAGGAACCCAUCUAAGCCAGAUCCUCACCAUCGUUUUUCCAUUGCUUUCUGGACAAAGAUCUGUGCUGUCAUCAGCAUGAAGGGGGUGACUGUUUCAGCCUCACUUAUUUCGUUGAUGAUAGAAGAGUUGCACUCCAGCUGUUCCUCUGGAAGAGACAUGCAGUCACUGCCUGCCACUAGCAGCCACCUCAGCCACCAUGACAACUCUUCCUACCCUCACAUCAGCAAGUGGCAUCCUGUCCCACCUCCGCCUACCCCAUCAGCUGCUUGCUGAAUUUGAUAGUUGCACCUCUUUUCCUUUCUCUACCGUGCUAAUUGCAUGCUUUGGGAGUGAAACUCCGACUCCGAGAACGUCAGAGGUCUUGGUCAAGAGGUCCUGCCACAGAAGUAGACCACCUUCCUAGAGACUCAAGUGGCAGUGGAAGACCUCAGCAAACACUGGGCAAGAAAAGGAGAACUGGCAGAUCCCUGCAAGUGAAUCUAAAAGACUUCACCCACGUCAAGGAAAAGAAGCCUUUGUCACAGCUUGAGUAAAAUAUGGGAUUGGAGGGUGCCUACCAGCUGGGAUUUCACCAUGGAAAUAAUUUCUGACAAUGCUGUUAACGAGGAGGUUCUUCGUCUUGGUGUUGGUCUCUGCAGCCAGCUUCUCCACGGCCAUCCAGAAACGCAGUGGUUCAGCUGCACCGCGCUCCUCGAGGAACUGCCUGAAGUACUGCAGGUGGGCAGGGCUGUGCAGAACCUUCACAAAGUGCCUGCAGGGAGGAGACAUCAGGAGGCAAACAGAGCUGGGAGCAGGCAGGGAUUUGCGAUUUAUACCCUGAUGUGGAGCUGUCGGGGUUCUUGUCUGGAGUAUCCCCAGGAGGUGGGACUCCGCACGGACAUUCACAUGUCAUCUCCAUGACAAAGCAAGGAGUGACACUGAAGGAAAGCACUGGGAAAAUUCUGUUUCCUGAAAGUAGCAAAAGGCAGCAUAGCUUUGUGCUGCAAGGUGCCAGACCUGGGUCUUCUCGUUGGCUUCUCUACUGCAACAGUGAUGGCCUUCUUGGCACUUGAUUUGGUUUUUCUCCUAGGAGUAGCCCUCUUCUUUUUCUUCUCAGGUUCAGCAGCUGUGGGGACAGAACGGAGCUGGCCCAUUCCUUGGAUGACAGUUAUAGCCUGCCACAGCUAUUCUCAGGCCAGAGGACCCUGAAGAAGCCCGAGCUGCCUCCAGAACUGCCCUGCUGACUUCAACAGGAUGAGCCUAGCUCAGGGGACACUGGAUACUGUAGGAGCCCUUCACCUUUGCAUGGCUUCAACUCCUCAGCAUCUGCUUCAGGGGAAACCUCCCGCUCCCACCCAUGCUGGCUGGACUAACACCCCUAAACACGUGCCUUCCAAGGGUGGAUGCACCUCUCUCUCCUUCUGGAGAUGUUUCCCUGAUGGUGCUUCCCCCUGCUUGUCCUGGGGAAUGCUGGCUGGGAGCCUGCCCUGUUUCUAGUCUGCUCAGGUUGGACUCACCAAGUGGUGGGCUUUUGGGAGGCGGAAGCUCCUCAUCCUUGCUGCAGCUAUCUGCAGACAGUGACGCUUUCUGAACAGCCAGCUCUUCUGGUGUCGUCUUCUGGGAGUCUGCAUCUGAAGGAGAAGAAGGAACAGAUCCAGCUCCUGCAGGCUAUGACUGUUCUCCAGCACUUAUUGAGUGCUGCCUUAUCACUCUUCGCCUUUCCUUUCCCCUUCUCUGUUCUCUUCCCGUGAUCCAUUCAUGAUGCUACAUUUCUCAGGACCCCAAGCUACCCAAGAGGUCAAGGUGUGGCAGUGGGAUGACAAUGACUAUCCCCACUUUUGCAUUUCAGUCUCUUUGCUACAGCCUAGUGACCCAAGCCAUGGCAAGGACAAGCAAUUUGAUGCCUCUAGUACUUGACAAGAGCAAAUUUGACCCAAAGCUCAUUGCUAAAGUUUGGAUUAUGGCCUGUGGCUUGCAGAUACCUUGUCCCAACCCACCCAGUGGCACUGUCGGCAAUACAACAAGAUACCCUGCUAAGCCAAAACCUGUGUGUUGGUGGCUUUGGUCACUACAGACACAAAAUAUGCUGCAUCAGCCUGAGCCAACCUGAAUCCCAGCAGAAAUUCAGAGCCUUCUCUUACCAGUUUUGCUCACAAGAGGUUCCGCCUCUGCCUGGAGCAUGCCCCUUUUCUUGAGGUCUUGAGUGCCAAAGGAUCGCCAGUGCUCAGGGGAGAGGCCUUCCAAGUUCCUUGUGUCAUGCAAGGCCUGGCUCAGCUUCAAGGACUCAUUUAUCCGCUCGGACAGAAGGAAAUAUUCAUCUUUCCCAAGACCAUGUCCUUGUACUUUGGGCACUGGGACAUCACCCUGUGAAGACUGAAAAGAAGAACAGAGGGUGAUGGCACAGAGCAUCCUAUUACACCCCAUCUGAGGAGCUGGUCCUGCAAUGCACCCAGAAGGCUAGCUGCGCGUUUUUGCAGUUUACAAACCUAUCCAAAUUAAACCUCUGGAAGAAACCUGGGCACAAAGCUCAGCAUGAAGCUUGGACCUGUCCAUACUUUUCCUAAAGCUGGCUCGCAUCUGCCUGCAGCUGCAUCCAAACAGUGUCUUAUCAGCCAAGGGCAGCUGCUUUCCUUGAAGAGGUCCAGCCAGCAGGACAGAAAAAAGCCACGAAGGUGUCAUGGACAGACAGGUCAUCGCCGGCUUUGCUCUGCCUUUGCAAGCCCUCCGGUCACCACCCCUCAGCCACCCUUGACCCUGGCAGCACCUUCAAAGGCAGCAUGCUGCGGAGCCUGCAAUGUUUGCUCGCUUAUCGGGUGGGCAGCCUCCCACUGCGCUCCUGGGGACACCGCUUGGCCACCACUGCCCACGCAAGGACAGCCCUCGCCAGCUCCGCAGCCAUGGCCACCUCGGCGAGCUCCCACCUGAGCAAAGCCAUCAAGCACAUGUACAUGAAGCUGCCGCAGGGGGAGAAGGUCCAAGCCAUGUACAUCUGGAUCGACGGGACUGGGGAGCACCUCCGCUGCAAAACCCGCACGCUGGACCACGAACCCAAGAGCCUGGAAGAUCUCCCCGAGUGGAACUUUGAUGGCUCCAGCACCUUCCAAGCCGAAGGCUCCAACAGCGACAUGUACCUGCGACCUGCUGCCAUGUUCCGGGACCCUUUUCGCAAGGAUCCCAACAAAUUAGUUCUCUGUGAGGUCUUCAAAUACAACCGCCAGUCUGCAGACACAAAUCUUCGGCACACCUGUAGGCGGAUUAUGGAUAUGGUGUCCAACCAGCACCCCUGGUUUGGGAUGGAGCAGGAGUACACCCUUCUGGGAACAGAUGGUCAUCCGUUUGGCUGGCCUUCCAAUGGCUUCCCUGGACCCCAAGGUCCGUACUACUGCGGUGUAGGAGCUGACAAAGCCUAUGGCAGAGACAUUGUGGAGGCCCACUACCGAGCGUGCCUGUAUGCUGGUGUGAAAAUUGGAGGAACCAACGCAGAAGUGAUGCCAGCCCAGUGGGAGUUCCAGGUGGGACCGUGCGAAGGGAUUGAGAUGGGGGAUCACCUCUGGAUAGCACGUUUCAUCCUCCACCGGGUGUGCGAAGACUUUGGUGUCAUUGUGUCCUUCGAUCCCAAACCCAUCCCUGGGAACUGGAACGGUGCUGGCUGUCACACCAACUUCAGCACCAAGAACAUGAGGGAAGAUGGAGGUCUCAAGCACAUCGAGGAGGCCAUCGAGAAGCUGAGCAAGCGCCACCAGUACCACAUCCGUGCCUACGACCCCAAAGGAGGGCUGGACAACGCCCGGCGCCUGACGGGCUUCCACGAGACGUCCAGCAUCCACGAGUUCUCCGCCGGCGUGGCCAACCGCGGCGCCAGCAUCCGCAUCCCACGCAACGUGGGCCAUGAGAAGAAAGGCUACUUCGAGGACCGCCGGCCUUCAGCCAACUGCGAUCCCUACGCCGUGACGGAGGCCCUGGUCCGUACGUGUCUCCUCAACGAAACCGGGGACGAGCCUUUUGAGUACAAGAACUAAGUGGACUCGUGCCCACAGACACCGCCUUCCCCCUCCCCCCACCCCCCCCGUGCUCCCCGCACCCCUAAACUUCCCUUCUAGUUGUAAUCCUGAGGGUACAAGAUAACACACUUCGUGUCUCAGUAACUCUUGUUGUUUUGAGGUGGGGGAGGAGGGCAGGUUUAGUUUUAUUAAUGUCUGUUUGUCAUUGACUCUUCAAAAGGCGAGAGGAGGAGGGGGGUGGGGGGGGGGUAGAUGAUUUUUAACCACUGUUUUGUUUUGGUUUUUUUUUUUGUCUAAUUCAUCUGUACAUCUGGUGGGAUCCAGUGGCUUCCAGGGACAGGCUACACACAAAGCCAGCAGACGAAAGGAAAGUGGAAAAUUAUGGCCGACUUCCCCAAAUUUGGGUGUUAGGCCCAGCGCUGGGGGGCUCUCUCCCAGCGGGCUGAUGGUUCUCAAGGCAUAGCAUCCCAAGAAGGGCAGGCAGGGACUGGGAUGGAACCCAGCUCUGUCCCGUGGUGUGAUGGGGAAGUCUUCAGCCUAUUGGCACUGUCACAUUUCUAGGCUCCUUCUUGGCAUCGAGCGUGUGGUGUAGGAGCACCUAGGAGAGCUCCUCGUCCUGUCAUUGGAAGUCAGGCGAUCUCCCGCUCAUAACACAGAGUGAAGUAGUAUUUUUCUAUUUAAAUGUAAAAACGAACAAAAAAAAUUAUAUAUGGAAGCGGAGGGGGGGGGAGGGGGGGAGGUUGUGUUUCUAGUUUUUGGGUUUUUUUUUUUUUUUUUUUUCUUUUAAAGAAGAAAAAGAUGCUGUCCCAGGGGCUCGACCACAAGAGUGGGCAGAGCUGAUGGGGAUGCUGUCAGAGGGCCUCCAGGUGGGACUGAGGGAGAGCUUGGAGGGCUCAGUGGGGAAGACUCAGAGGAAUGGAGCUUGCAGGAGGCAAUUCCCAGACCUGGGAAGCCCACAGGGACGUUUAUCACUGUAACUCAAGUAGCCAUGAAGUGCUCGUGUGGAUGAGGGUGAGGAAGGCGUUCGGAACUAGGAGUUGGCUGGUCAACUUCACCACGUUCUGGACCAGAGCUGUGGGUGCUUCACUUUCCGGUGGGGUUUGCACGUCACUAAAGCAGGGCUUUUGAUAAAUGAAAUUUUAGAUGACUUUUUUUUUUUUUUUCUUUUUUCUUGUAAUGUACUUAGUUUCUAAAAACUGAGUGGUUUUACAGAGACCGUCAAUGUCACUGUUGUGUCCUGGCCGUGGGACUGCCUGCCUCCGCUGAUGGUGGCUGGGAGAAAGGGGAAGGAUCCAUCCCUCCCAGGCAGCCCUGUGCUUCCCAGCUCGGGUUGGGGGGUACAAACGUUCCAGGAUCUUUGGGUAUCUUAGCUGGUGCCAGUUAUAUUCCGUUGCAUUUGAACUUCUUCCAAAUAGUUUUUUUUUAAUAAUUAAAAAAAAAGAGAGAGAUUGAAAUGUUAAUUCUGACUUUUUCCUCCUUUCUGUGCUUCCUGGCAACUUCUUUUGUACGUGUUUUGUCUUUACUUAAAGGUAAUUUUAUCCUGA
This is a messenger RNA of Gallus gallus (chicken), 6049 nucleotides long. RefSeq names its product glutamate-ammonia ligase (gene GLUL). The transcript has 10 exons. Gene Ontology annotation, molecular function: glutamine synthetase activity. Bases 3282 to 4523 code for a protein of 413 amino acids. Gene Ontology annotation, cellular component: cytoplasm. The record is from RefSeq and is a predicted model, not a curated record. Lineage: Eukaryota; Metazoa; Chordata; Aves; Galliformes; Phasianidae.